This is a messenger RNA of Aureobasidium melanogenum CBS 110374, 1098 nucleotides long. RefSeq lists its product as uncharacterized. Bases 1 to 1098 code for a protein of 365 amino acids. The transcript is spliced from 3 exons. The record is from RefSeq and is a predicted model, not a curated record. Lineage: Eukaryota; Fungi; Ascomycota; Dothideomycetes; Dothideales; Saccotheciaceae.
AUGAAAACUGGCGCAACCGAGCUGGAAGCAAGAUUGCCAACUCAGCUUUCGACCAUGCUACAGUGUUUCCCGAAUCGAAUGGUGUUCUCCGAUCACGCAGAAGUAUAUCAGGGGCAUACGAUCGUCGAUGCCUUGGAGUCUGUCAGUCCUGCGUUGAAGGACAAUAAUGCCGACUUCGAGUUGUAUCGUAGACUGCGCGAUAACGGACGAGGGUCGUUGGCUUCAGAUGAGCUUCACGGUAUGCCGAACGAGAUCACAAACGAGGCAUGGUCUGGUAACGCAGAGAAUCCUGGCUGGAAAUUAGACAAGUGGAAAAACCUGCCUAUGGCCAACCGAACGUUCCACGAGUAUCCUGAGAUGAAGUGGUACGCAUUCAUCGAUGCUGAUACCUAUAUCAUACGGUCCUCUCUUCUGGAUCACCUGGCCACGCUGGAUCACACCAAGCCUUUUUAUUCAGGUUCUCAUAUUUACAUCGGCCCAGUGGGCUUCGCCCAUGGCGGAUCCGGCUACAUUGUUUCUCAACCAGCGAUGCGCAUGGUAGUUGAGCACUUCAACACGCAUAAAGAAGAGAUCGAGGCUUUUACGGAUGGACACUGGGCUGGCGACUGCGUUCUCGGAAAGGCGUUCACCGAUGCAGGCGUCGAAUUGACGGGCGCGUGGCCCAUCAUCCAAGGUGACUAUCCGGGUAUCGUCCCGUACAUUUCUCCCGAUGGUCGCCCGGUGCCUCCUUAUGAUACAAGAAUAUGGUGUAGCCCGACUAUCUCAUAUCAUCAUAUGCAGUCAGACAUGAUUGAGGAUUUGUGGCAAUUUGAGCAACAGUGGCUGUCGAACUUGAAAGAGGGCCAGUCAAGGACUAUUCGACAUAGCGAUGUUUUCAAUCAGUAUAUCAUGCCACGUCUAGAGAAACCGCGAGACGACUGGGACAAUGGUAGUGGGCAUGACGUCGGACUUGCCCACACUCUCGAUUACGCACUUGACGGCGAUGGUAAUUGUCGGCACUUCAACCUACCACGAUUGGGUAAAGCUGUGCCUGGUGUAAAAUCCGGAUGGCUUACGGGUCGAAUUGAGCAGCUUGUUGCUGCUAUCCCACUGUGUUGA